UGGGGUUCGGCAGUGAGUCACACGCUUCAUGCAGCUGGCUCACUCGCUCACUCGUUAUUCUCCUAUUGGUCCAAAGCUUCAAUAUGUCCAAAUUGAAUGUGACAUGAUUGGUCCAAGGUCAUGCAGCUUGCUCACGAUAUCUGAUGCUCGGAAUAACAUCCUAGGUGCAAUUAUCUCGGACAUUGUUCAAGAAGAGCAAUAUAAAGAUCCUAGCAGCACCUUAAUCUCGACGAAUAUUUUCGCAUCAUCAAAUACAUAGAAUUCAAUCCAAGUCAUUGAAUUCUCUGUUUCUUGGCAUUAAACGUUCACGCAUUGGCUGAAGUACUCAUUUUGAACAUGACUUUCCAUCCCGACACUCUCCCUGAUCUCAAGGGCAAAGUAUUCAUCGUCACAGGUGGGAAUUCGGGUAUAGGCUACUACACCGUAGCUUACCUAGCAGAACACGGCGCCCAUGUUUACAUGUGCGCCCGAUCCCCAGAGAAGGCCGCAGCAGCCAUCGCCAGCAUCAAGAAAAUGCACCCCUCAGCCAACAUCGACCUCCUGCAAAUGGACCUCAUGGACCUCACCAGCGUCGUCACGGCUGCCAAGCACUUCCUCGCCCUCGAAACAGCCCUGCACGGCCUGGUCAACAACGCAGGCAUUAUGGCGACACCCUUCGAAAUGACCAGAGAUGGCUACGAGGCCCAGUGGCAGACCAACUACCUUGCGCACUGGGUUUUGACAGAACACCUGCUUCCUCUGAUGCUGCGGACCGCCAAGACGCUUCCUCCCAGCAGCGUGCGCAUUGUAAACCUCACUUCAUCGGGCCACUUAGGCGCACCUAAGGGCGGCAUCAAUUUCAAGGACCUAUCGCUAAAGGAUAGCGGCCCCUGGUCGCGGUACGGACAGAGCAAGCUCGCCAACAUUCUACACACCCAGACCCUGCACAAGAAGUACGGGCCCGGCUCUUCCAGUGCGCGGAACGGGGAAGGUGAGAUCUGGGUUUCGUCAGUGCAUCCAGGUCUAGUUGAGACGAACCUCGCCACAUCGGUGGGGGAGUCGGGGUCGGGCAUGAUCGGUGUUUUCUCAGUCUUACGCAUGUGUGGACUGAUAUGGCCUGCCGAUAAGGGGUCGUGGACCAGUUUGUUCUGUGCGGCGAGUCGGGAUAUGAAGGCGGAGCAGAGCGGAACGUAUUUCGAAAUUUUCCGGCGGUUUGGGGAGCCGAGGUGGCAGAGCAGCGCGGCAAAGGAUGGGAAGCUUGCAGGGAGGUUGGAGGAGUGGACUGGGGAGGUGAUGAGGAAGGAAGGGUGGAUUCUGUAAUGGCGUCAACUGGUUUCUGUAUUUUCGAUUUUAUUAAUAGAUUUAUUGUUCUAUAUUAUUAUAUAUUCUUAUUUUCCUUAUUUAUUCAUGUACGUUUUUAUUUACUUUUAUACUUUUAAGUAUAUAGUCCAUAGUUUAAUACCCAGUGAUUCUUUAUUUAA
This is a messenger RNA of Talaromyces proteolyticus, 1460 nucleotides long. RefSeq lists its product as uncharacterized. Lineage: Eukaryota; Fungi; Ascomycota; Eurotiomycetes; Eurotiales; Trichocomaceae. The record is from RefSeq and is a predicted model, not a curated record. The transcript has 2 exons. The coding region runs from base 337 to 1299 and encodes 320 amino acids.